AUGGCGGCCCCGGCGCUGGGCUCGCCCGGCCGCCGCAGCCGCUUGGAGCGGGAGCAGGAGCGGGCCGUCCGCGCCCUGGUGCGCAGGGUGACCGCCCUGUCGGAGGAGGAGGAGGAGGAGGAGGAGGGGGAGCUGGGCCGCGGCGGCCGGUUCCAGACGGCGCUGAAUUUCGCUUGGUCCAACUUCAGAUUUCACCGUUUUCUUGAUGUGAACAGUCACAAAGUAGAGAGGACAAUAGAAGGAAUACAUGAGAAAUUGGUAGUUCAUUCUGACCUUGGAAAAGCUGCAAGCUGGAAAAGACUAACAGAAAAAUUUCUGAACUCGCCACUCCCAAGUACAGAAGAAACAAAGACAGAUACACACUAUUCCAUACUGUCUCUUCUGUUGUGUUUGUCUGAUUCUCCAUCCAACACCAACUAUGUCGAAAAACCAAGAGUCAAAGAAGUGGAUUCCUUUUUGAAUGAUCUCUGCACAUUCCCUCGGCGGUGUUUUGAAUGCACUUUCAGCCCAUUCCAGGAAUGUGAAUAUGAAGAGGUUAUCUCAAACAGCACUAAUUACAAAAAGGAAGAAGAAUUUGAUUGGGGAAAGUAUUUGAUGGAAGGAGAAGAAAUUUACUUUGGCCCAGGCAUAGAUACACCAGAUUGGUCUGGAGAAAGUGAAGAGGAGGAAGACACUCAGCCUUUGAGCAGGGAGGACUCAGGUAUUCAGGUAGACAGAACACCCUUAGAAGACCAAGAUCCAAAUAAGAAAACAGUACCUAAUGCUUCCUGGAAAGUAGGUGAACCUGAUGCCCGUAGCUGGCUGGAGCAGCAUGUAGUUCCUCAGUACUGGACAGGAAGAGCUCCUCGCUUUGCACAUAGUUUGCACUUGCAUUCCAACCUAGCUGCAGUCUGGGACCACCACUUGUACACCAAUGAUCCUUUAUAUGUGCCAGAAGAGAGAAUACUAGUCACUGAAACUCAGCUUAUACGGGAAACUCUUUGGCUCCUUUCAGGAGUGAAAAAGCUUUUUAUAUUUCAGCUGAAUGAUGGAAAAGUGGCCGUGCGGAAUGAUAUUAUUGUAACUCAUUUAACCCAUAAUUGCCUGAGAUCUGUAUUGGAGCAGAUAGCAGCAUAUGGUCAAGUUGUGUUUAGACUGCAGAAGUUUAUUGAUGAAGUGAUGGGACACAGCCCAGAAAACAUAAUGCAUGGAACAGUUUCCACGCCAAAGAAAACAACUGAAGCCCCGUUCAGAACCUAUCAAGCUUUUAUGUGGGCCUUGUACAAAUAUUUCAUUAGCUUUAAAGAAGAACUUACUGAAAUUGAAAAAUGUAUAAUCAACAAAGAUAAAACAGUCACACUUUCAAUAGUAAUAGAUAAGUUGUCUCCCCGACUGGCACAGCUGAAGGUACUUCACAAAGUUUUCAGCACAGGAGUAGCAGAAGUGCCGCCCGACACUAGAAAUGUCGUACGAGCAUCUCAUCUGCUUAACACUCUCUACAAAGCUAUUCUGGAAUAUGACAGUGUGGGAGAAGCAUCUGAGCAAACGGUAUCCCUUCUGUUCUCUCUCUGGGUUGAAACUGUGAGGCCAUACUUACAGACAGUGGAUGAGUGGAUAGUCCAUGGUAAUUUGUUUGAUCCUGCAAAGGAAUUUAUCAUUCAGAGAAACAAAAAUGUUCCAGUUAAUCACAGAGAUUUUUGGUAUGCUACCUACACAUUAUAUAGUGUGUCAGAGAAGACAGAGAAUGAAGAGAAGAUGAGUGAUAAUGCCAGUGCCAGUUCUGGCAGUGAUCAGGCCCCUUCAAGCAGGCAGCACACUAUGGUCUCUUUUCUGAAACCUGUGCUAAAGCAAAUAAUUAUGGCUGGAAAAUCCAUGCAGCUGUUGAAGAAUCUUCAAUGCAAAGAUGGCUCUCCAAAGCAGGCUGCAUCAAGAGAUGCUGAACGAAAGAGUUUGUAUACACUUUUCUUGGAAUCAGUGCAGUCUCGCCUGAGGCAUGGGGAAGAGUCUGUUCCAGAUAUUAUUACAGAACAGCAGGCCACAAAGCAGAGCCUGAUAAAGAUGCAGUCUAUAGCAGAAAGACACCUGGAACUGGAUGAUGUCCAUGACCCACUGCUGGCGAUUAAUUUUGCCAGAUUAUAUUUGGAACAGAAUGACUUUCAUGAGAAGUUUACUGGUGGGGAUGUUUGUGUGGAUAGAUCUUCAGAAUCAGUGACCUGCCAGACUUUUGAACUGACAUUGAGAUCUUGCCUUUAUCCACACAUAGACAAGCAAUAUUUGAAAUGCUGUGGAAAUCUAAUGCAAACAUUAAAGAAGGAUUAUAGGCUUGUAGAAUAUUUGCAGGCGAUGAGAAACUUUUUCUUACUUGAAGCUGGAGACACCAUGUAUGACUUCUAUACUUCUAUUUUUGACAAAAUUAGAGAAAAGGAAACUUGGCAGAAUGUUGCUUUCUUAAAUGUUCAACUUCAAGAAGCAGUUGGGCAACGCUAUCCGGAGGACAGUUCAAGGUUGUCUAUAUCAUUUGAAAGUGUUGAUACAGUGAAGAAGAAACUCCCUGUCCACACCUUAGAUGGUCUGAUAUUAAGUUACAAGGUUCCUUGGCCUGUGGAUAUAGUUAUAAGCUUAGAGUGCCAAAAAAUUUACAAUCAAGUUUUUCUGCUCUUACUGCAAAUAAAGUGGGCCAAGUAUAGUCUAGAUGUUUUACGAUUUGAUGAACUAGUCUGUGCUGCAGAAAGCCCCCAGGUUAAGGAAGGAACUUCAUUACAACAAGGAAGGCUUCCUCUCUUUGGACUGCAAACAGAAAGUAUAAAACAACAAAUACAUCGCAUGUUCCUCUUAAGAGUGAAACUUAUGCAUUUUGUUAACAGCCUGCACAACUACAUCAUGACCAGGAUUCUUCACAGUACAGGCUUGGAGUUUCAGCAUCAGGUAGAAGAAGCCAAAGAUUUAGAUCAAUUGAUAAAGAUUCAUUACAGGUAUCUGUCUACAAUCCAUGAUCGCUGUCUACUGAGAGAAAAGGUGAGCUUUGUGAAAGAAGCUAUAGUGAAAGUGUUAAAUUUAGUACUGAUGUUUGCAGACCGUUGGCAGGCUGGUUUGGGGGCUUGGAAGAUGGAAUCCAUAGAGAAGAUGGAGUCUGAUUUUAAGAACUGUCACAUGUUUCUUGUAACUGUUCUCAACAAAGCUGUCUGUCGAGGCUCUUUUCCUCACUUGGAAUCUUUAGCAUUAUCACUGAUGGCUGGCAUGGAACAAAGUUAAUACCUGAAUCCAUUGAAUUAUGGAAGACCUUGAAUCAAUUGAAUUACUAAGAACUGAAAGCAGCAUUUAUAUUGAAAUUUGUUUGUUAAAAACCUAUAAGCGUUUUACACUGCAGAUUGAAAUGUGUAUAGCUGAAUGACACUGAUUUUGAACUGUGUAAAAUAUUGUAAAUUGUAAAUAAUGUGUAGAUAUUUAUGUGUAUUUGUUGUGGCAGUAUUUUCUCUGUGUGUAUAUGUGUCAACAAUAUUGCUUGAAAAUACAUAAAACGCAUUUCAUGCUGUAAAAAGGAUUUAGUUGGGGUUUUUUUAAGAAUAAUUGCUGAUUACUUCUUCAUUAAUUCUGCAGCUGUGAGUAGGUCAUAGGGCACUGUGGAGUGGUAUGGCUCCAUUAUUUUUCAAAGGUGGGUUGAAUUAAUUUUUGGCCUUCUUUGCUUUGAAAAAAGGCUGAGAAGCGUUCAUCUUAUUUGCCCAAUGGUUCUUAAGAACUUUUUGGGAACAGCUGACUGUUGCAAUAAACUGAGGUAGAAAAUACAAGAUUAACUUAUCAAAAUAGAUUAUGGCAGACUGUAUGUUAUGGUUUGGGAGACCCCAGCACAGUGCUGGACACCUGUAGAGCGGGUCCUUAGGCCCCUGAAGGAUUGGAAGGGUCAGUGUUCCCGCCCGCUUCCUGUCACAAUCUGUAAGAGCCAGGAGAGCCAGAAGCCGGUUCUUUCUCCCUUCCUGCUCCUCUCUCCCUGCCGGGGCUGCUGCUGGUUCCUGCGGCUUCCCACGUGCUUGCUCCAGAAUCCAGCUGCACCGGGUGCUGGGAGGAGCCCUGGACCUUUCCCCUGGAGCAGCCCUGCCUUUCCCAUAUCCCUGCAUCAUCGAGAGCAAUGUUGUAUGUAAAUACUGACCUGUUCUCCCCCCAUGUUUUACUCUUUUACCUUGUGUUGUAGUUAAGUUUGUUUCUAGUUUCAAUUUCCGAAGUUUAAGUCUCUCUUCCUUAUUCCCCUUCUAUCUUCCCUUGGGAGGGUGGAGGGGGUGUAAUAGAGAGUAAUUCUGUCCUCUGUUGUUUUGGGAUUCACCUUUAAUAUUUAAAACAGGACACCAUAAAAUACCAGUAUUUUUUAUGUUAAGUUAUUGAAUGCUUAAUAAAUUAGUGGUAACUCUUUGUCAGUUUACAUACUAAAUAUUGGAUUGUUGAGAUAUUUCAGAGUUGGUCACGUGACCAUUCUCCUCUAAGGCUUUUGCAAACAAGCCUUACAUCUAAUAGCAAACAUCUUGUGAAGCAGUAGAUUGUAAUACAGAAGGGUACGUUUCUAGAGGAGUAAAUGUGGAAUGUGUUCUGCACAAGGUUACUUGCCCUCGCUCCUCCCCCUGGAACUUUCCCUGUAAUUCUGACAUCAGUAUACCUACAUUUAAAAAGAGAAAAUCAGUCAUAGCCAUUUACCUCUUUAUUUGACUGAAUAAAAUAUUUGAUAAUUGGA
Apus apus (common swift) is the source of this 4696-nucleotide messenger RNA. RefSeq names its product tubulin gamma complex associated protein 5 (gene TUBGCP5). The record is from RefSeq and is a predicted model, not a curated record. Gene Ontology annotation, cellular component: gamma-tubulin complex; spindle pole; equatorial microtubule organizing center. NCBI's taxonomy places the organism in Eukaryota, Metazoa, Chordata, Aves, Apodiformes, Apodidae. Gene Ontology annotation, molecular function: microtubule minus-end binding; gamma-tubulin binding. Bases 1 to 3231 code for a protein of 1076 amino acids. Gene Ontology annotation, biological process: spindle assembly; meiotic cell cycle; mitotic cell cycle. The transcript is spliced from 24 exons.